This is a messenger RNA of Stegastes partitus (bicolor damselfish), 1149 nucleotides long. It is a transcript of the gene tvp23b, whose product is annotated as trans-golgi network vesicle protein 23 homolog B (S. cerevisiae). The transcript is spliced from 7 exons. The record is from RefSeq and is a predicted model, not a curated record. Gene Ontology annotation, cellular component: Golgi membrane. Gene Ontology annotation, biological process: vesicle-mediated transport; protein secretion. NCBI's taxonomy places the organism in Eukaryota, Metazoa, Chordata, Actinopteri, Pomacentridae. The coding region runs from base 74 to 676 and encodes 200 amino acids.
UGGUCAGCUGACCACCACGGACGGUGACGUGGAGCUGAGCAUGUAACCAGGAAGCAGCAGCUCAGGUUUCAUCAUGCUAACAGGAGAUCCCAAUGAUGAAGACGUGUCUCUGUUUGAUGCCGAGGAGGAUGCAGGGAAAAAGUCAAAGUCAAAUAUUAAGCAUCCGGUGGCGACGUUCUUCCACCUCUUCUUCAGAGUUAGCGCCGUCUGCGUGUAUCUGCUCUGUGGAUUCUACAGCAAAAGCUUCAUCGCCUGCAUGGUCACCAUUAUCCUCCUGCUGUCAUGUGACUUCUGGACAGUGAAGAACAUCACUGGGAGGCUGAUGGUGGGUCUGAGGUGGUGGAACCAGGUGGACGACGACGGACGGAGCCACUGGGUGUUUGAGUCGAGGAAGCGUUCUGGGAAACAGCAGGCGUCAAACUCGGAGUCACGGAUCUUCUGGCUUGGCCUCAUCGUUUGUCCCAUUCUCUGGGUCAUCUUCGUCUUCAGCACCUUGUUCUCCUUCAAUAUUAAAUGGCUGCCGGUCGUGAUCAUGGGUUUGGUGCUGCAAGGAGCGAAUCUCUACGGAUACGUCAAAUGUAAAGUCGGAGGGAAGACCGACCUGAAGAACAUGGCCACCAAUUAUUUUGGCCGACAGUUCCUCAAACAGGCGCUGUCCAAAGAAGAGGAAUCGUAGAGAACCUCUGCGAUGUGAACUCGUCUGCAUUAUUCUCAAUGCUAUAAUAUCUGUUGUUUUAGCAGGAGGACGCGUAGAGACUAACCUUUUUUUGUUUUUUUUCAGUUGAAGUUUUUGAUUAUUUGAUUUCCUUUCUCUUGUAAAGUGACUCGGUAGAAGUUUCUCAGACGUCUGGAAGCUGUUUAAUGACUGAAGUCCAGCAAUAAACUUUGCUUCAGCAGAAAUGCAUGAAUGAAACAAAAGGUGGAAUUAAACGGAGAGUAGUUUGUGUCGUAGCUCCCUCAGACAUCCUGUUUGUUUUGUGUUUUCAUGGCCUCUAACGACUUUAUAGAAUUAAACUCGUGUUUCUGGGAGGGCUUAUGCAAAUACUUCAGUUUGUAUAAGAGACUGUGUAAAGAGGUUUUGUAAAUAUGUAAGUAAAGAAACUUAUGUGGAACUUCAUCUUUUGUGCAAAUACAUUUCUAACAAUUUUA